AUGUCCUCCGCACCCGCGGAGAAGGAGGUGAGGUCCUCAUCGUCCUCCCAAUCUCAGCCUGCGGCCAACGACGCCGUCGACAAUGCCACCAAGGCAACGGGUUCACAGGAUGGGCCCAGCGCGGCGGACGCGCCCGACGCGUCGGAGCCGCCAGCCCACACACCGAUGGAGCUCACCCUGAUCCUGAUCGCCCUGUGCCUCGCCGUCUUCCUGGCUGCCAUCGACUCGGUCAUCAUCACGCCGGCCAUGCCGACGAUCACCAAGGAGCUCAAUGCCUCGGACUCCGGCUUCGCCUGGAUCGGUUCCGCCUACCUCCUCGCCCUCUCGGCCACGUCGCCCUUCUGGAGCAAAGUGAGCGACAUCUUUGGCCGGAAGCCCAUUCUCAUCGUCGCCAACCUCAUUUUCCUCGUCGGCAGCUUGGUUGCUGCCCUCUCCAACAGCCUUGAGAUGCUCAUUGCCGCCCGUGCCAUCCAGGGUACGGGUGGUGGUGGUCUGAUCACCCUCGUUGAGAUUUCCGUGGGUGACAUGUUCAGCCAGCGUGAACGCGGUCUCUUCUACGGUAUCUAUGGCGCUGUGUGGGCCGUUUCCACCGCCAUUGGGCCUGUUAUUGGUGGUGUAUUUACUGAGCGUGCCACUUGGAGAUGGUGCUUCUGGUUCAACUUGCCUUUUGACGGCCUGUCCCUCAUCAUCACCAUCAUCUUCCUGCACAUCCACAACCCCAAGACGCCCCUCGUCAAGGGUCUGAAGGCCAUUGACUGGGUAGGCUCCGUGCUGAUCGUCGGCGCCACUCUCAUGUUCCUCAUCGGCCUCGAAUCCGGCGGCGUCUCCCACCCGUGGGGAUCCGCCUUCGUCAUCUGCCUCAUCGUCUUCGGCGUGGUCGCCUACGUGCUCUUCGCCGUCUACGAGCGGUACGCGCGCUACCCCGUCAUCCCCAAGCGCAUCUUCGCGGGCCUGUCGCGGUCCUGCACCUUCGCCGUCGUCUUCUGCCACGGCGCGGGCUUCAUCGCGCCCAUCUUCUUCCUCCCGCUCUACUUCCAGGCCGCGCUCGGCGCCACGCCCAUCGAGUCCGGCGUGUGGAUGCUGGCCAUCGCCAUCUCCUUCACCCUGUCCGGCAUCAUCAUGGGCAUCGUCAUCCAGCGCACCGGCCACUACCUCUGGAUCAUCCGCGGCAGCAUGGCCCUCUUCACGCUGGCGCUCGGCCUGAUGAUCACCUACGGCCCGACGCGCGACUGGCCGCGCAUCAUCAUCUUCCAGAUCCUCCUCGCGGCCGGCAUCGGCGCCAACAUGCAGACGCUCGUCAUCGCCAUCCAGGCGCUCGUCGCCCCCGAGGACAUCGGCGUGGCCACGGGCACGCUCAACUUUGUGCGCAACCUGGCCACCGCCAUGAGCGUCGUGCUGGGGCAGGUCAUCUUCCAGAGCAUGCUGGGCGGGCACAGCGGCGCGAUGCGCAGCGCGGGGAUCCCCGCCGACGUCGUGAGCCGGCUGGUCAACGGCGGCGCCAUCUCCGGCUUUGGGCUGACCGACGGCUUCACCGAGCCGCAGCGCGCGGCCUACGCCACCGCCUUCUCCGACGCCAUGUCCAAGAUGUGGAUCUUCUACACGGUGCUCAUCUUUGUCGGGUUUGUGCUGUCGUUUGGCAUCCGCAGCAAGGCGCUCAUGACCUCGCACGAGGUCACCAAGACCGGUCUCGACGCCGAGGAGGCCAAGCGCCAGAAGUUUGAGACGCCCAAGGACGGUGCCGAUGCCGUGGCGGUGAAUGGCGAGAAGGCAGAGAAUGCGUGAGGUGGGUAGGGGUAGUAGGAUUAUGGGAUGGGAAAGCGAGUUGAGGGUGUCAUCUGCUCGGAGCUAUGGAGUUGACGAGAAACAAUUUGCAACUAAAGGUUUUCUGUGGUAAAAAUGGAGUAGGA
Molecule: messenger RNA, 1907 nt
Organism: Chaetomium fimeti
Lineage: Eukaryota; Fungi; Ascomycota; Sordariomycetes; Sordariales; Chaetomiaceae
Product: major facilitator superfamily-domain-containing protein
Exons: 2
Coding region: 1-1782 (593 amino acids)
Biological process (GO): transmembrane transport
Cellular component (GO): plasma membrane
Molecular function (GO): transmembrane transporter activity
Source: RefSeq, a predicted model, not a curated record